GUCAUAAAUUAUAAGCUUGAACUCUGAUUUAUGCACUUCAAUGGAGAACAACAGAGGCAGAGCAUAAUUUGCUUCCUGGUUUGUAGCUUGAAAGGUUUUACAAUGGGGGAGCUUGAAGUGGAGAAACAUGCUCAAUACAUUUUAUCAGUUGAGAAGAGAAAGGAUGAUUUUGAAUCUGUGGUGAUGGAACAUCUAAGGAUGAAUGGUGCAUAUUGGGGAUUGACCACUCUGGAUCUCCUGGGAAAGCUUGAAACUGUGGAUAAAGAUGAAAUUGUUUCUUGGGUCAUGAGCUGCCAACAUGAAUCUGGAGGCUUUGGUGGUAAUGUUGGGCAUGAUCCACACAUACUGUAUACCCUUAGUGCUGUGCAAGUUUUGGCUCUUCUUGACAAAUUAGAUGUUCUUGAUAUUGAUAAGUUGGCAAAUUAUAUUGCUAGUCUGCAGAAUGAAGAUGGAUCAUUUUCAGGGGACAUGUGGGGUGAAGUUGAUACAAGAUUCUCUUAUAUUGCAAUAUGUUGUCUCUCAUUAUUACAUCGUAUAGAUAAAAUCAAUGUGGAAAAAGCUGUGAAUUAUGUUGUGAGCUGCAAAAAUUUGGAUGGUGGAUUUGGAAGCAUACCCGGUGGGGAGUCUCAUGCAGGGCAAAUAUUCUGCUGUGUGGGUGCCCUUGCUAUAACAGGGUCUCUACACCAUGUUGACAAGGACCUUCUUGGGUGGUGGUUAUGUGAACGGCAAGUUAAAUCUGGAGGGCUAAACGGGCGUCCUGAGAAGCUUCCUGAUGUUUGCUACUCCUGGUGGGUUCUUUCUAGCUUGAUCAUGAUUGACAGAGUACAUUGGAUUAACAAGGAAAAGGUUGCAAGAUUUAUACUGGACUGUCAGGACAAGGAAAAUGGGGGAAUUUCAGAUCGGCCAGAUGAUGCUGUUGAUGUUUUCCAUACAUAUUUUGGAGUUGCUGUAUCUGAUAAUGACUUCAGUGACUCGUGUACUCCUCUUGAAGGGAUCCAUUGCAUGGCCAUGGUGGAUCCCAAACCUCCAGUUCUGUUUUAUAUAGUGAUGGAAUUGGACUUUCACUUCUUGAAUAUCCGGGAUUAAAAGCCAUAGAUCCAGCCUAUGCUUUGCCCGUUCAUGUUGUAAAUAGAAUUUUCUUUGGCAGAUGAAAACUUGUCCAGCGCAGCAGUCAAUUCCUCACAGCAUUUGAGUUGUCAUACAUAUCAUUUGUUCAGUUUGAACUGAGGGAAAGCCACAACUGAGCACAUUGGCUAAACAAUUUGGCAAUGGAUUCAUCGAGCUUACAUGACACUAAAAUGGCUUUAGCUCAUAUUUCCCAAGUUGAACAGGGAUAUUAGAAGUUGAGUUAAAUUAUGCUUGGGGAUGGGCCUUAAUCCCAUGUAUUUUUUGGUCCUUCAGCAGUUAUCUACUUUCUCUAGCAUUGGUUCUUGUAUUUGGCUUGUGUUACUGUUUGAUUUACCCCCUAUAAGGCAUAGGAGUUAGAUUUAAAACCACUGUAAGUUUAUGGUUAAUUAUGAUUCAUCAAAAAAGUUUAUGGUUAAUUAUGAUGGUAUAGGAUGGAUGAUUCGAAACGGUAGUCUUU
This is a messenger RNA of Nelumbo nucifera (sacred lotus), 1585 nucleotides long. RefSeq names its product geranylgeranyl transferase type-2 subunit beta 1-like. Gene Ontology annotation, molecular function: Rab geranylgeranyltransferase activity. The record is from RefSeq and is a predicted model, not a curated record. Gene Ontology annotation, biological process: protein geranylgeranylation. Gene Ontology annotation, cellular component: Rab-protein geranylgeranyltransferase complex. Lineage: Eukaryota; Viridiplantae; Streptophyta; Magnoliopsida; Proteales; Nelumbonaceae.